AUGGUGCGUUCUCCCCGUAGGAGCCAUCUGCUGCACGCCACUAUGCGAAGCUCCGACAGAAGAAUGAGGCGCUCCGGGUGGGAACAGGAGACGAGCCCAGGGAAGGCAAUGAACCCCGGUGACGAGCUGAUCGUCACCUACAGAGAGCUGUGCAGAAGGCUCUGUCGUCGCAUGCGUCCCUCAAGUUCACAAGGUGUGAAGACGGGCGACAGAGUGUCCCAUCUACAUGCCCAUGGUGGUGGAGAGUGGUCGCCAUGA
This is a messenger RNA of Knipowitschia caucasica, 258 nucleotides long. NCBI's taxonomy places the organism in Eukaryota, Metazoa, Chordata, Actinopteri, Gobiiformes, Gobiidae. The record is from the annotation of a GenBank genome assembly.